Dermacentor andersoni is the source of this 3989-nucleotide messenger RNA. Its product is annotated as phospholipid-transporting ATPase ABCA3-like. The record is from RefSeq and is a predicted model, not a curated record. Gene Ontology annotation, cellular component: membrane. Gene Ontology annotation, biological process: transmembrane transport. Gene Ontology annotation, molecular function: ABC-type transporter activity; ATP hydrolysis activity; ATP binding. NCBI's taxonomy places the organism in Eukaryota, Metazoa, Arthropoda, Arachnida, Ixodida, Ixodidae.
AUGAGUGUUGAUCCUUUCAUAUUUUUUGACCAAGAGCUUCGCGGGGUUUCGGCGGCCGAGGAGCGUUCGUACUUGGAACCGCUUCUGCUGACGCUGUACAUGAAGCCGUACAGGGACACACUCGUGUCCGAGCUGUCGCCCCAGAUGAAGCGGGCCCUGUGCCUCUGCAUCGUAUUCGCCGUCUACGCAAACCUGUCUAAUGAAACGUACAAACACGUGCUGUCCUCGCGCUGUCGCGCGCAGUUCCCUCUGGUGAUCCUGUCCGAGCCGUCGAGGCUGUUGGACCCCAGGGCGCGGAACCACGUGUGGGAGACGCUGGGCCAGAUCGCCGACGUCAACAGCGUCCUGGUCACCACUCAGAGCAUCGAGGAGGCCGAGAUGAUUGCCGACCGGCUCAUCGUCAUGCGGGAAGGGCGCGUCGUGUGCGCCGGAUCGCCCACGUGGCUCAAGAAGAAAUUCGACUCUGGAUUCUGCCUGCGCCUGACCAGGCUCGCGAACUUCAGGGAACAGGAAGUGAAACGCGUCGUCCAAAACUACAUGGGACCGGUCGAGCCUAGGCGGGUCACCAAGGUCGAUGUGGUGUUCAACUUGAGCGAUACUCCCGAGAAAACAACGAAGAUGACUGCGAUGCUUCAGUACCUGGAGAAAAGGCGAAGUAUCCUGGGCAUCUCAGUCAUGAGCCUGUCGUACUGUACGCUCGAGGACGUUUACAUCAAGUUGGUGACUGGCACUCAGACUAAGGCCAAGAAAAGCAUCGGUGACGGCUGCGUUAACCUUCAGUCGGAGCAGGAAGACGCGGCAAAACAGAAACGAGAUUCGCAGGCCCUGGCGCAGCUGUGCGAGGCCAGGUCGUCGAGGGCCGGCACCGUGUCGGUGCUGUGGGCGCUGCUGCGAAAGCGGACGCUGCUCUGGGCGCGCGUCUGGUGGACCAGGCUGUUCUCCCUGGCCAUCCCCGUCGCUUGCAUGCUGCUGCUGGUGCUGUGCGAGCGACUCCUGCUGCCGCAGAUGGAGCCGGGCAGCAGCCCCUUCACCUACGAGCCCGAAGGCGUCUACGAUUCCUCGUACGGUUUCAUCGAGAGCGACAACACGAGCACGAACUUCAGUGACAACGUGCUACUGCCGCUGCUGUCCGAGCACUCGGUACACACCUUCGCGCCGACAAGCAAGUUUGUGGAACGCGAGCUUUUGUUCUGGGCCGAGAAGGACCUGUACGCCUACCUGUACGAGUACCAGUACGGAAUCAGCACCUUCCAGAACAGCAGGCUGUUCGUCUGGUUCAACGGCCAGUGCCCGCCCAGCGCCGUGAUCGGUGUGAACCUGUUGCACACUGCACUACUGAGGAACCUGACGGGAAGCAAGGACUCCCACAUCACGCUGGUCAACUGGCCCCCCAUGAGCGAAGACUACCUGGCGAAGACUGAGUUCGAGAAGCUCUACGGAAAGCUGACGCUCAAGGACGGUCGCGACACCCUGGGCCACGAGACGCAGCUGUUUCCGACGCGGAACUUCAUGACGCGCGUGUUCUACGCGUUCUUCGUGUCGCUGGCGAUGAGCUUCUACGCGGGCAGCCACGUGUUUGCGCCGAUGGCCGAGUCGGGCUGCGGCUUCCAGCACAUGCAGCUCAUGACCGGCAUGUCGGGCAUGAUGUACUGGAUGGGACACUUCGUCUUUGACAUGUUCAUGGCGCUCUGGAACAGCAUCAUGCUUGCCUUCAUCAUAUUUAUCGGCCACACGGAAAUCGCCCAUUCGUACCACCUUGCCAUCCUGGCUCUGUUCGUCGCCAACGCGUUCUCCAGCCUGCCCCUGGCGUACCUGUUCUCCAAGGUGUUUUCCGAACCAGUUUGGGCCUUCACCUACAUGGUGUUAGGCCUGUUCCUGGCAGGGAUAGUGGGCUCGCUGGGCGUGGAACUUCUGCACGUGCUCGUGCAAGACGACCCGUCGACGGCUGCCACCGUGGUGCUGUUCAUUUGGGGCUACGUGUGUCGCUGGUUCCCGACGUACACCCUCGUGCGGGGCAUCGUCAAGGUCAUCCUGCUGUCCAGGCUGAACGCCAUUUGUCUCACCGGCGGUGAACUGCUCGCCGAGGCCUGCCGCGACGUCCAGUACUUGUCGGACACGAGGAUAUCCCACUGCUGCGAAGCUUUUCAGCGAAACGCCACCGCACCGCUUCUUCGCCCGCUUCAGCCGUUCGACGAGACCGGCUUCUACGAGCUCGCCAGCAUGGUGGCCCAGGGCGUGCUCUACAUCGCGCUGCUCGCGCUAGUUGACUCUCAAGUGAUUUACAGCCUCCGCUGGUAUGCGGCUCGCCGCCUUCAGGGCAGUGAGCAACCCGAUGAGUUGGCCGAACUGCACGGACCUCGGCUCGUUGUCGUUUCCUUGGACACUGAAGUUGAGCGGGAGGUUGAUGAGGUCAACCGGGUAUGCAGCACAAGAAAAUUCAGCGACAUCGUCAUUGCUGUCCGUAGCCUGCAAAAAAUUGUCGGCUUUAUCAACCCGGUGAAACUCGUGGACGGCGUGAGCCUCGCCCUGAAAAAAGACGAGUGCGUCGGCGUCGUUGGCAUCAACGGGUGCGGCAAGAGCACGCUCCUGCAGACCCUGGUCGGCAUUCGGGUGCCGACCGACGGCAAUGCGUACACGUCCCUGCUGUCGAUGGUCACCGACGUUCGCGGCUGGCAGCGGGGCAUCGGCUACGUGGUCGACCGCGUCCCCAAGGACAGCAUGCCGGCGCUGACCGUGGGCGAGCUGCUGGACACCGUGGCCAGGCUGCGGGGCGUCGCCAAAAGGCGCCAGGCGGUGACGAGCAUACUGACGCUCACGGGAAAGCUCCACGAGGACCAGAUGGCCAACGAGUGCAGUCGUGGAGAGGUCAAGAUGCUGCUCAUCGCUUGUGCGGCCAUCGGCCUUCCUCCCGUGUUGCUGGUGGACGAGCCGUACUCGGACGUGGAGCCGCUCUACCGCAACGAGAUCAUCCGCAUGCUGCAGCGCUUCAAGGACAGCCAGGCCAUGGCGUUCAUCCUGACCUCGUACCGCAUGUCCCAUUUCGAGCUGCUCUGCGACCGUGUGGCCGUCAUGGAAUCGGGCAAGGUUGAGGCUAUGGGCGACGGGUUACAGAUGGACCAGAAGUACGGGCGCUGCUACAGCGUCGCCUUCAAGCUGCCGGCCGCGAAGCGCAACAGCGUCACCCUGAUCAACCGCAUCUACUUUGCGAUGAUGGAGCUUCACCAGUGCACCUACAUGUACAGCUAUAGGGGCACGAUGCUGUUCUACGUGGGCAAGGCGUACACCAGCUGGGGCGAGCUGUUCGCGACGCUCGUGGCCUUGAAGGACGCCGAGAAGCUGCCCGAGUUCUCCGCGAGCGACAUGACGCUCGAGCAGAUCUACGUCGGCCUCUCGCGGCGCCAGAUCCUCUUCUCGGGCGCGCAGACGGGCGCGAAGUUUAGCUGCAUGCCGUCGAGCAUCGAGAACCCCCCGGUACCCGGCCAGGACGACCAGAAGGGGAAAUAAAAGAUGGCCCUUCUUUUUCUGGCUGCUCUCGCCAUCGGCGACAAUGGCCUCUUUAGUAGGGACUAAAUGCAACAGGCUGGGCAGGACACGUGAUGCGUAAAGUAGACAGCCGUUGGACCAUUGGGGUGACAGAGUGGGCACCAAGAGAGUAGAGGACGACAGAACACUAGGUGGUGCGACGAAAUGAGGAAAUUUGCGGGUGCUAGUUGGAAUUGGUUGGCGCAGCAGGACAGGGCUAAUUGGAGAUCGCGGAGGAGAGGCCUUCGUCCUGCAGUGGACAUAAAAUGGGAUGAUGAUGAUUAUGAUGAUGAUGAUGAUGAUGAUGAUGAUGAUGAUGAUGAAAUGCAACAAAAUUGGGCCGUGCCGAAGUGGCAGAUUGGUGUUUUGCGGUCGAUCUAUACACCUGUUACAUGGGCACUUUCAACAACCGCCCUUGAGUUGAGCGGCAGUUAACGGCUCCACGUCCAGUUCGGUGAAUCGCAGGU